GUGUGGAGAGAGAGGGUAGGAACGGAGUCUUCAGUAAAGAGAUUCUUCAGAACAGGACGAAGGCAGCUGGCCGUUCCUCUUCCUCUUCUUCAUCCUCUUCCAUCUUGCCUGGAGCCGCCCCUCCUCUCCUGUCCCACAGCAGGUCUAUACAUGGUCAUGGAGUAGGAUCUUCUCCUCGUCACAAAUCAAGCGGAGACGGCCCUGGGCGAGCGUGCACUGCCAGGAGCAGAAGAGAGCGAGAAGACCAAGGACCAUGGUGGAGGGACAGAGGCUUGGAGUAGAGAGAGAGAGACAUUAAAAGCAGAACAAGACGACCUAGAAGCAGCAAAAUAGCAGGCAGGAGGAGCGAAAGAGAGACAUCCAUAGUCUACAGAGAGAGAGAGAUAGAGGGAGAGAGACAUCCGUAGUCUACAAAGAGAGCGAGAGAUAUUAGAGGGAGAGAGAGAGAGACAUCACUGUCUACAGAUAGAGGGAGAGAGUGAGGGGCAGUAGGGUCGCUAUGUCUAUCUUCCUACUUCAUGGACCAUCAUCCCGUUUGUAUACGAUUUCAGAAAGCUGACGUGUUUGCCUCAAAGAACGAGAGAGUGAGAGGGAAAGAGAGAUUCAUAGAGAGAAAACGAGAGAGAGACAUCCAUUGCCUUCAGGAAGAGGGAGAGAAUUCACGUUUAGCAUUUGAGAUCCGUGAGGAAGAUGAUGUGUGUUCUUCUGGUCGUCCGUGAUUGGACAGAUCAUCCAUGGUUCUUGUACAUGUGAGGUCAUGUAUGAUGACAUGUGUACGAUGCACACCAGGGUCGCUAGGGAAACCAGGGUUACAUAGCAGGUCUAGCUACCAGGUGGAACCCGCUCCGAUUACUACCUUAGUAAUCUAAGGUUGUAUGAGUAGUUAUAGUUAGUCACUCCGUAGUUAGAUCUUUAGUUACUGCAUUAGUUAGUUGUCCUAGUUAAUUAUAGUUUGCUCUAGUUAGUUGUUGGUUGUAGUUGGUCUCCUUGGAUUAGAGCUGGUUAGUCUACUGAGCUGAGAUGAUAGGGACAUUAGAUCUUCUACACUACAUGUGGUCCACAGAAGGUCUCCUAACACUCUAGCAGACAGACAGACAGACAGACAGACGGACAGACGGACAGACAGACAGCGCUCUCCUUCACCAUGAGGUCCAACCCCUGUGCUCCCUGGAGCAGCGCAGCACUCGAGGUUCAGCAGUAAAGAGCUGCUGGAGAGGACCCUCCACCCGAAGACGCCUCUCGCCCGGCCUCAGCUCUCCAGUCCGGCAGGCCCCACGUCUGAUCCAAGAUGGCGGCCGGCGUGGCGACGUGGCUGCCCUUUGCCCGGGCGGCGGCCGUGGGCUGGCUGCCGCUGGCCAGAAAGACCAUGCCCAGGCCCCCUGUGGACAAGUCCUCCCGCUCGGACGAGAUCCUGUUCGUCAACGUCAGCGGCCAGAGGUUCCAGACAUGGAAGAACACUCUGGACCGCUACCCAGAUACCCUGCUGGGCUCCUCGGAGAAGGAGUUCUUCUUCAACGAGGACACCCAGGAGUACUUCUUCGACCGAGACCCAGAGAUGUUCCGACACAUCCUCAACUUCUACCGCACCGGUAAGCUGCACUACCCGCGCCACGAGUGUGUGCAGGCCUUCGACGAGGAGCUGGCCUUCUAUGGGAUAGUCCCUGAGAUCAUCGGAGACUGCUGCAUGGAGGAAUACCGUGACAGGAAGAAGGAGAACCAGGAGCGGCUGGCGGAGGACACGGAGGCGGGCGAGGCCACGGACACGCCGCUGCCCGACAGCGCCACGUCCAGGGAGCGUCUGUGGAGGGCCUUCGAGAACCCGCACACCUCCACCAUGGCCCUGGUGUUCUACUACGUCACCGGCUUCUUCAUCGCCGUGUCGGUCAUCGCCAACGUGGUGGAGACGGUGCCCUGCCGGCCUCUCAAGGGCACGGUGAAGGAUCUGCCCUGCGGGGAGAAGUUCUCCCUGGCCUUCUUCUGCAUGGACACGGCCUGCGUCCUCAUCUUCACCUUCGAGUACCUCAUGCGUCUGUUCGCCGCGCCCUGCCGCUGUAAGUUCGCCCGCUCGGUCAUGUCGGUGAUCGACGUGGUGGCCAUCAUGCCCUACUACAUCGGCCUGGUGAUGCCCGAGAACGAGGACGUGAGCGGCGCCUUCGUCACGCUGCGCGUCUUCAGGGUCUUCCGCAUCUUCAAGUUCUCCCGCCACUCGCAGGGCCUGCGGAUCCUGGGCUACACGCUGAAGAGCUGCGCCUCCGAGCUGGGCUUCCUGCUCUUCUCCCUCACCAUGGCCAUCAUCAUCUUCGCCACCGUCAUGUUCUACGCCGAGAAGGGAACCAAGGGCUCCAGCUUCACCUCCAUCCCAGCAUCCUUCUGGUACACCAUCGUCACCAUGACUACACUGGGCUACGGGGACAUGGUUCCCAACACCAUCGCUGGGAAGAUCUUCGGCUCCAUCUGCUCUCUGAGCGGAGUGCUGGUGAUCGCUCUGCCUGUCCCCGUCAUCGUGUCCAACUUCAGCCGCAUUUACCACCAGAACCAGAGGGCAGACAAGAUGAGGGCCCAGCAGAAAGUGCGCAUGGCUAGGAUCCGGAUGGCCAAGAAAGGAACGGCCAACGCCUUCCUGCAGUUCAAAGAGGACGGGGGACUGGGGGAUCCAGACAGCAACAGCAGCGCUCUGUGUCUAAAGAACAGAUCAGCCUUCGAAAACCAACACCACCACCUACUGCACUGUCUGGAGAAGACCACUAACCACGAGUUCACGGAUGAGAUGGCGUACAGCGAGAUGUGUCUGACGGAGUCGGUGGGCUACCGCACCAGCCGCAGCACCUCCCUGUCCAGCCAGCAGGGGGCGCUGAACAACGGCUGCUGCCCCCGCAGAGCCCGGCGCAGAGCUGCCAUGCGAUUGGCCAACUCCACCGUGUCGGUCAGCCGGGGGAGUGUCCAGGAACUGGACACAUUUCCUGUCAAGUCAACCAACCUACCGCAACAAACUCGCUCCAGUCUGAACGCCCGGGCGGUGGACAUCAAGUUGAACUGCAGCGAUCGAGACUACACGGCGGCCAUCAUCAGCAUCCCCACGCCCCCCUCCAACACGCCGGACGAGAGCCCGCCCUCCUCCCCCGCCAUCCCGGGCAUCCUGCGCAACACGCGGGCCACCGCCUACCUGCAGGACGCCGUCAAGAUCUCCUCCUUAUAG
This is a messenger RNA of Gadus chalcogrammus (walleye pollock), 3196 nucleotides long. It is a transcript of the gene kcnd1, whose product is annotated as potassium voltage-gated channel, Shal-related subfamily, member 1. Gene Ontology annotation, biological process: potassium ion transmembrane transport; protein homooligomerization. NCBI's taxonomy places the organism in Eukaryota, Metazoa, Chordata, Actinopteri, Gadiformes, Gadidae. Gene Ontology annotation, cellular component: voltage-gated potassium channel complex; membrane. Gene Ontology annotation, molecular function: protein binding; A-type (transient outward) potassium channel activity. The coding region runs from base 1289 to 3196 and encodes 635 amino acids. The transcript has 9 exons. The record is from RefSeq and is a predicted model, not a curated record.